AUGGGGUUCAAAGCUCUCUGUUUGGGGCUGUUUUGUGCUCUCUUUGCCUCUCAUAUGUAUAUCACCAUACCGGGCAACAUUGAAGAAUACUGAAAAGUAGGGGCCUUAGAUAUAUUUGCUAAAACUUGCACAUUUAUGGCUAUGUAUUUUGACAGUAUGGGUAUUAUAGAAGAGCUUAUUUCCAUGAUAUUGAGGCUGGGCCAUACCCAGCCAGUUUCCAAUGAGUAUGUCACAGUGAUGGAUACAGAAUUUGUUGACAUUCCAGUAUGUUUGUACUUGCCAAAGAGAAAGUCAGAAACCUCAAGAUGAGCUGUAAUCUAUAUUCACGGUGGUGCCUUUUUUUUCGGAAGUCUCAAGAAUAUGGCUUUUGAUGCCCUGAAUAGAUGGACUGCAAAGAAACUCGAUGCUGUUGUUGUAGGAGUGGACUAUAGACUAGCUCCUCAACACCACUUUCCAAUUCCAUAUGAAGAUUGCCUCACUGCAGUUAAGUUUUUUCUUCAAGAUGAAAUUCUUACAAAAUAUGGAAUAAAUCCCACCCAAAUCUGUAUUUCAGGAGACAGUUCUGGGGGCAAUUUGGCAACAAGAGUGACUCAACAGGUGCAGAAUGAUCUUGAAUUUUAACAUAAAGUCAAGAUACAAGCUUUACUUUACCCUAGCUUACAGCUAAUUGAUUCCUAUGUGUCAUCUCACCAAGAAAAUGAGAAUGGUAUAGUUCUAACAAGGGACUUAGCCAUAAAACUCAUCAGUUUAUAUUUCAACAAGAAUGAAGCAUUUCUCCAGGCAAUGAAAAAUGAACAUAUGCCUCUGGGAUCAAGACAUCUGUUUAAGUUUGCUAACUGGAGUACUCUCUUACCCAAGAAGUUUAGAAAGGGUUAUGUUUAUACUGAACCAAUUUUUGGAAGACACAAUUAUUCAUUUCCAGCACUUAUGGAUAUCAGAGCUUCACCCUUUUUAGCCAAAGAUUCCUGGUUACAGAAUUUGCCACCAACCUAUAUUCUUACUUAUCAAUAUGAUCUUUUGAAGGAUGAUAGAUUUAUGUAUGUUUCAAGACUUCGAAAUGUUGGAGUUCAAGUUACUCAUGACCAUAUUGAGAAUGGAAUCCAUGGAGCUUUAUCAUUCAUGGCAUCAUCAAUGUAUUUACAUCUAGGUUUCAGGAUAAGAGAUAUGUAUAUUAGUUGGCUGGAAAAUAAUUUAUAA
Neomonachus schauinslandi (Hawaiian monk seal) is the source of this 1197-nucleotide messenger RNA. It is a transcript of the gene AADACL2, whose product is annotated as arylacetamide deacetylase like 2. Lineage: Eukaryota; Metazoa; Chordata; Mammalia; Carnivora; Phocidae. The record is from RefSeq and is a predicted model, not a curated record. Gene Ontology annotation, molecular function: carboxylic ester hydrolase activity. Gene Ontology annotation, cellular component: membrane.